GGUUGAAUCAGUCAAUGAGUGGCACUGCUCCCAGCCAGACGCUCCAGAGCGUCUAUAAAUAAGUCAAACGGCUGUCGAAGGGAAAGAUCGAGGGCCGCGAGUUAUAAAACACCGAUUAGAAGUGUAUUCUUCCACGUGACUGGCGGACACUCCAAUAGUAAUUACAACAUGACCAGUCAGAAGGAGGGAAACGGCAGCUCUCCGAGCGAUGCCAAGACCAAUGGACAUGUGGAUUCGGAGGCGGCGACGGCUGGCGGGAAUGACGACAACUCUCUGGAUGCCAUUCUAGUGCGGAUCGGACAGUUCGGGCGCUAUCAGAUCAUUAACUAUGUUCUACUCUGCCUUCCCAUGCUCUUUAACGCGUUCUUCUCCAUCUCCUAUGUGUUUACGGCGAGCACAGUGGUCCACAGGUGCAACGUCCCUCAGUGCGAUAGUCCCACCAGUGCGUACGAGGAGGACUGGCUGAACUUCACCAUCCCUUACAAGAGCUCCGCAUGGGAUGCCUGCCAUCGCUACGCAGUCAAUGAAUCAGAGAUCGCUUCGGGAUUCACUGAUCCUUCCGGAGAAUAUUGCGCCAAAGAUUAUUUUACGAGUACUUCUGAGACCUGCGGGCACGACUUCAAGUUCAGGGACGAGGAAAAGACAAUAUCAACGGAGUUCGGAAUAUACUGUGAAGAUGAGUGGAAGCUGUCCAUGGUGGGCACCAUCAACAAUGUGGGCCAGUUCGUUGGCAUACCCCUUGGUGGAUUCUUUGCGGAUCGGUAUGGACGUCGCACUAUGCUGGCUGUGGCCGGAUCUCUUAGCGCCUUAAUGGGCGUGAUCCGUUCGCUAUCUAACAACUAUUCCAUGUUCAUGGCGUUCGAGUUCCUGGACAUGGCCGUGGGCAGCACCCUCUUCCCUACCGCCUUCCUGUUGGCCAUUGAGCUUGUGGGUCCAAAGCGGCGAGUUGCAGCGGCUACAAUUAUCACCAUCUUCUACUCCCUGGGCGAGGCUUUCCUCGGAUUCCUGGCUUCCCAGGUACAGCACUGGCGCUGGCUGCUACGGGUGCUUUAUGCCCCUGCUGUACUGCAGAUCCUCUUCCUGUGGAUCUUGCCAGAGAGUGUGCGCUGGCUGCUUAGUCAGGGCGCUGAAGAAAAAGCCGCGGACGUUCUGAGGCGAGCAGCACGGAUCAACAAGCGUUCACUGCCGGAGGAGCAGGUGGAGGAGCUGCUGGCCAGCAACCGACAGAAGCUCAGCCAGGCCAACGAAAGUCAGUACCCGAUAAUGCGAGCCGUGCGAACCUUCUCACUACGGAUCGCUAACUGCUGCCUCUGCUGGUUCACCCACACCUUGAUCGCUUUGGGACUUAGCCUCAACUCGGUUAACCUGGGCGGAAACAAGUACACCAACUUCAUGCUGAAUGGCUUCAUCCAGAUCCCGGGCCUGCUUCUGCCUUUGGUCAUCAUGGAUCGCGUUGGCAGGCGUUACUCGCUCUGCGCCUCGAUGCUGCUCUGUGCCAUCUGCAUGGGUGCCUCUGCUGGAGUUCCAGCAGAAAACUACGCGGGAUCUCUGACACUGUUCCUAAUUGGAAAGCUGGCCAUUACGUGUAGCUUCCAGAUCCUUUACUUCUUUACGUCAGAGAUCUUUCCCACAAACGUGCGGAAUAGCCUGUUGUCUCUCUGCUCCAUGGUGGGACGGAUAGGCUCCAUGUUGGCCCCCCAAACUCCCCUACUGGCCAAGUACUACAUCUACGCACCGCAGAUACUAUUCGCUACCUUUGCUCUGAUCAGUGGCUUCCUGACCUUGGCUUUCCCCGAGACGGCUGACAAGGUGCUUCCCACGACCAUGGAGGAGGCACGCGACUUAAAUACAGCCAAACGUCGGGCCAAGGGAGUCAUGGAGGACGAACUGGCGGAGGGAGUUGAACCUAAGGUAUCCCAAUAAUGAUCUCGGGACGAGACUGAAAGGAGGCUAACUUAGAAGCCAAAUGUGUGUUAGUUUAAGGGAGUGCCAAUGCAUUUGUUGAUUUUUUAAAUUGUUUUAUUUAGUUAAGGUUCGUCCGUACCUAACCUAUUUUACCGUGAACUACACGAAGAAUUUUAUCCGUGAUAUUUAUAUGCUGCGUUGCCUUUUUAGCUUCUUUUAAAAGUCAGGAAAAUCUGUUAAUGUCAUUAUUUAUUUAUUUUUAUUUUAGUAUAUCCAUAUAUAGGUGAUCAAAUUGGUCCUAAUAGUAGGAGUAAAUAUAUUUUGAAGACAUUAACCAAAAAAUAUUUGUCAGCUUUGAAACCAAUAAUCCAAAUUAGGCAUAUACGUUCACAAAUUAGGCAUAUGAGAAAACUAAACUAAAUUUUUGCCUUUAAAUGUGUCUAUGAUGAUCAAUGCAAUUAUAUUAUAUAUGUACAUAGGUAAUAAAAUACACACCUACAAAUUGGGA
Drosophila eugracilis is the source of this 2413-nucleotide messenger RNA. RefSeq names its product organic cation transporter protein-like. The transcript is spliced from 6 exons. Bases 169 to 1923 code for a protein of 584 amino acids. Gene Ontology annotation, molecular function: transmembrane transporter activity. The record is from RefSeq and is a predicted model, not a curated record. Lineage: Eukaryota; Metazoa; Arthropoda; Insecta; Diptera; Drosophilidae. Gene Ontology annotation, cellular component: membrane. Gene Ontology annotation, biological process: transmembrane transport.